Molecule: messenger RNA, 3580 nt
Organism: Neopsephotus bourkii (Bourke's parrot)
Lineage: Eukaryota; Metazoa; Chordata; Aves; Psittaciformes; Psittacidae
Gene: SMTN
Product: smoothelin
Exons: 20
Coding region: 31-2841 (936 amino acids)
Biological process (GO): actin cytoskeleton organization
Cellular component (GO): filamentous actin; microtubule organizing center
Molecular function (GO): protein binding
Source: RefSeq, a predicted model, not a curated record
UUGUCUGUGCCGGUCCGUGGCGGCGGCGAGAUGUCGCAGGAGAGCCUGCUCGGCCUGGAUGAGGGCGCGCUGCGGAAGCUGCUGGAGGCAACGCUGGACCUGGCUGAGCGGCGCCGCAUCCGCUCGGCCAUCAGGGAACUGCAGCGGCAGGAGCUGGAGCGCGAGGAAGAGGCUCUGGCAUCCAAGCGCUUCCGCCCCGAGCGUGGCAGCCACCCGCAGGACAACAAGGAGAACUGGCCACGGUCCAGGCACCUGGAUGAGGAGCAGCAGGCAGCCCUGGCCACCUUGUCCCGGCGGCUUGAAGCCAUCACCGAUGUGGAAGAGCUGACAAAACUGCUGCGGGCAGCAGGUGAGUACGAGGAGCGCAAGCUGAUCCGAGCUGCCAUCCGCAAGCUACGGGCUGAGGAGAUCGAAGCUGCAACCCUGGCUGGGAAAGCACAGAGCACCCAGAGGGUCGGCAGUGAGUCCUGCACUGUGCCUGGGGAUGUGAAAAGCAGUCGGAGGGAUGAUGCUGAAACACCAGCCCUGGCUGGGAGGGAGAAGAGCAGCCAGAGGGGUGACAUCAAGCUGCCAGCCCUGGCAGGGUGUGGGCAGAGCUGUGGUGAGGCCAGUGGCAAGCCCUUGGACACAGCCAGGAGCAGGGAGAGCAGCCAGCAGGAUGAUGCAGAGCCACCAGCGCUGGCCGGGCCGGAGGAGAGUGGCCAUGGAGGGGCUGCAGAGCAGCCCACUGCCCAGGAGCCCAGCAGCUCAGCGGCCCGUGAGCAAGAUGACUUGGUGAACCAGGAAUGCAUCCCAGCUGGGAUGCAGGAGCUACACAGCUGGCAGGCAGGAGACUCCCAGAAACCCAGCACCCAGGCUGCAGUUUCGGGGACCCUAGUGCUCCUGGAGCUGCAGCUGGCCCCAGAGCCUGUUCCACAGCUCAAAAAUGCUGGCAAGGACCUGAAGCGGAGUCAGCUGUGCUCUCCUGUGACUGCCCAACCCAAUGGGCACCAGGCAGCCUGGAAGAACGGGAGCCCAGACAGCCCUGCCACCACCCAGGAGCCCAGUGCGCAGCAAAGCCACCACGUAGAGCAGCCCCCCCCCAGCCAGCCCAGUGCUGGCAGCCAGCUUGGUACCGCGGUGCAUGGCCAUGUGCCAGUGCCAGCUGGGAGGUGCAGGGCGCAGUCAUCAGCGUCAGUGCCAACCCAGGAUGUGGCAGGGACCCCGGCUCGCCUGAACACUCACCGGUGGGAGCAAACAUCCUCCUCCCUGCGCCUGCCUGGCCGCACAGAGCCGAGCCCCGCCGCGCCGCCGCUGCGGGCUGCCUCCGUGCGGGAGCGCGCCCAGCGCUUCAUCCCUGCCGGCGCGGGGCCGGCCCCCAGCGCUGCGGGGGGAGCGGGGGGACGGGCCAGCCCCGGCCAAUGGCAGCGGGGGCCCCGCACGGCCACGCCAGGGCCCUCUCAAAACGCGCGGGGCUGCGGUGGAGGAGGCGCAGAGCAGUGCCCGGCCUCGGUCGCCCCCGGUCCCGGUCCCGGUGCUGGCCUUGACGGCAUGAAGACCUACUUCACUAUCGAGAUCAAGGAUGGGCGCGUGCAGCCCCUCACACCCCGCGUCCUGGCCACGCCUGGCAGCCAGCGGGCAGAGGUGACCCUGGGGCUGCGGAGCACCCCCAUCCGCAUCACCACCAUCCCCAGCAGUGUCAGCAGUAUCUGCAGUGUCAGCAGCAAUGUCACCAAGAUGGAACCAGAGGUGGUAGAGCAGCCCCAGGCACCAAGGCUGGAGUCGGAGCUGCCCAACGGCAUGGAGAAGGUCCAGGUGAGGGAGCUGGAAAGAAGAAGCAAACUGAACGUCGAGGAACUGAACAGGAUUGAGGAUGAGGAUGUGCUGGAUAAGAUGCUGGAUCAGACAACAGACUUUGAGGAGCGGCGACUGAUCCGAAAUGCCAUGCGGGAGCUGCGCCAGCGCAAGCGAGACCAGCGAGAGAAGGAGCGGGACCAGCGGCUGCAGGAGACUAGGAGCCAGGCUGUGGCAGGGAGGGCUGGGCACACCACAGAGACCACCACCACACAGAGCACCCAGUCAGCCGAUGGCUCGGCACGCAGCACCGUCACGAAGACUGAGCGGCUCGUCCAGUCUAGCGACGGUACCAAGACCUCCCGUAGCACAACCAUGGAGUCGAGUUAUGUGAAGAGAUCAGAUAAUGGCAACAGCACAUUUGUUCAAACCAAGUCAUCCUACAGCUCCUCUUCCAGGAAGACUGGCAGCAUCUUUGACCGCGAAGAUGAGAGUGCCUCGAGGCAGAGCAGCCUGGCUGCGCUGGAGCGGCGCCAGGCUGAGAAGAAGAAGGAGCUGAUGAAAGCUCAGAGUCUGCCCAAGACAUCAGCCUCACAGGCUCGCAAGGCCAUGAUGGAGAAGCUGCAGAAGGAGGGUGGGAGCUCACCAAACCCCGUAGCGGCACGCACUGCGGUGCAGCGCUCCUCCAGCUUUGGCGUACCCAAUGCCAACAGCAUCAAGCAGAUGUUGCUGGACUGGUGCAGAGCCAAGACCCGGGGCUAUGAGCACGUGGACAUCCAGAACUUCUCGUCCAGCUGGAGUGAUGGCAUGGCCUUCUGUGCCUUGGUGCACAACUUCUUCCCCGAGGCGUUUGACUACAGUCAGCUGACACCCCAGAACCGUCGCCACAACUUUGAGGUGGCCUUCUCCUCUGCAGAGACACUGGUGGACUGCGUGCCCCUGGUGGACGUGGAAGACAUGAUGAUCAUGGGGAAGAAGCCGGAUGCCAAGUGUGUCUUCACCUAUGUGCAGUCCCUCUACAACCACCUGCGUCGCCACGAGUUGCGCAUGCGGCAGAAGGAGUGCUAGAGCCUGUCCUGCCUGCCUCCCCCUGCUCCCGAGGAGCUGCCUGCCCCAGGAAGGCCCGUGGAGGGGAGGGGCUCUGCCCCAGGGCACCCCUAUGCCUCUGCCUUGCUGGAGCCCCCUCUGCCCUGUCCAGCUGUGGGCUGGCCACGCGGGCAGGGCAAGGCAGGCACUGCCAGGAUGCUCCGCAGCUUGGCUUGCUUCCCACACACCGGUGUGCUAAGUUAUUUGUUCUCCAGGAGUUGUUUGUCCUGUGGGCAGCACCCCUGGGGCCCCAAGGAGGCUCAGGCCCUCCUGUACCCUCAGGCUUGGGGCUGGCAGCGACCAGCAGCUGCAUGGCCUGACCUCGGUGUAUCCUGCAGGCAGCACAGCUGACAGUGGUUCUCCUUGGGCCCCCCCGUGAGGAAGCUCCUCUGUCCACCAUAGGCCCUGCCUGGUGCCACCUUGCCGUGGCCAGCUCCAUGGCCCUGUGCUGAAACCCUGCUUCCCACCAUGCACAUGCACCCUGGGAUGCUUCUAUACUGGGGGGGCUGCAGUACCCAUGUGCUGGGGAGUGGGCAGGGGGGUUGAUGGGUCCCAGGGGAGCAAGGGGCCCAAGGAUCAAGCCAGAACAGCAGCCCCUGCUUUCCUCCCCAGCUCAGGGCACCACGUGCUCAGCACUGCUUGCCCUUCCAUCACUGUCUCUACACCUGUGUUGACACGUUCCAAAUCCAGCCGGGCAAUAAACAUUUAUUCUAUGGGAUGA